AUGGCAUUAGCAUCAAAUAACAUUCAAAAUCUACAAGGCUCGACGGAUGGCAAUAACCCUCCUAUCAAUCCACCCACGGAUAAUCCUGUCGUCGUUAAUAAUUUUGUACCCGAUCAACCACCCGUCGGGAGUAUCAUAUACCUAGAUAAUAAACCAGGCGUAAUAUACACAGAGAACGGUGAACCGAUACCGGUUUUAGACGAAGUUCCGCAAGGGACUCCCGUUGCGCCUCCAGCAGCAUCACCGCUGAGUAAUUUUCGCUUGACAAAGGAAAUUUGUAUUGCCAUAGCUGGGUUUCUCUUCGUUCUGAUCGGUAUUAUAAUGGUGGCAACGUCUAAAUCAUCGCUAACAUCUUGUCUAGUAAACUGUUCAAACAAUAUUCAAAGUCAACUUAUUGAAGGCAAUUAUAUGGCAUAUCCAAACUGCAUCAAGAAAUGUUCAAGUACAUAUCACGCGGUUAAGGGUACAGGAAUUGCAUUCCUGGUUAUUGGAGCAAUUGCGCUGUUGGGAGACGGAGCCUUCAUGUACCAGAAACAACAGGAACAACUGAUGCAGCAGCAAAACAACCAAGUCAUGCAGCAGGCUCAAAUAUAA
Paraglomus occultum is the source of this 594-nucleotide messenger RNA. NCBI's taxonomy places the organism in Eukaryota, Fungi, Glomeromycota, Glomeromycetes, Paraglomerales, Paraglomeraceae. The record is from the annotation of a GenBank genome assembly.